Molecule: messenger RNA, 1424 nt
Organism: Diabrotica virgifera virgifera (western corn rootworm)
Lineage: Eukaryota; Metazoa; Arthropoda; Insecta; Coleoptera; Chrysomelidae
Gene: RpL3
Product: 60S ribosomal protein L3
Exons: 6
Coding region: 489-1379 (296 amino acids)
Biological process (GO): ribosomal large subunit assembly; translation
Cellular component (GO): cytosolic large ribosomal subunit; ribosome
Molecular function (GO): RNA binding; structural constituent of ribosome
Source: RefSeq, a predicted model, not a curated record
CCAGAGACACCGUGGAAAGGUAAAGGCUUUCCCAAAAGAUGAUCCCUCAAAACCUGUCCACUUAACGGCCUUCAUAGGUUACAAAGCUGGUAUGACCCACGUGGUAAGAGAGGCAGACAGACCUGGUUCAAAGAUCAACAAGAAAGAAAUUGUAGAGGCUGUAACAAUUUUGGAAACUCCACCCAUGGUAAUUGUUGGUGUUGUCGGUUACAUCGAAACUCCACAUGGUCUUAGGGCUUUAGCCACAGUUUGGGCUGAGCAUCUCUCUGAAGAUUGCCGCAGGCGCUUCUACAAGAACUGUUCUCCUCUGCAUGCAAGAGAAUUCUAUGGAACUGUAUACUGAGCUUACUCUAGUAUGGCUUUUGGGCUUUUUGAGUUUAGUGAAGUGUACUUGAGGGCAACGCCUCCUCUAAACUAUGAGGCAAUCCCUUCUUGUUCUUGCAGAAAUCCCAACUCCGUUUGUAAAUGGCAAUGUAACUUAACGCUGUAUGAUGUAUGAACACAGGUACAAGAGCAAGAAGAAGGCAUUUACCAAAGCUUCCAAGAAAUGGAGUGAUGAUUUAGGAAAGAAGUCCAUCGAAAAGGACUUAAAGAAGAUUGUUAAAUACUGUAAAGUUGUCAGAGUUAUUGCUCAUACUCAGAUGAAAUUGUUGAAACAACGUCAAAAGAAAGCCCACAUUAUGGAAAUUCAAUUGAAUGGUGGUAGUGUAGCUGACAAAGUAGCUUGGGCUAAAGAACAGCUUGAAAAGCCUAUUCCUAUUGCCAACGUUUUUGCUCAAGAUGAAAUGAUUGAUUGCAUUGGUGUUACUAAGGGUCAUGGAUACAAAGGUGUUACUUCUCGUUGGCACACAAAGAAAUUGCCCCGUAAGACACACAAAGGUCUUCGUAAAGUUGCCUGUAUUGGAGCAUGGCAUCCUUCAAGAGUAUCAUUCACAGUUGCUCGUGCUGGUCAAAAGGGUUACCAUCACAGAACUGAGAUGAACAAAAAGAUCUACAGAAUUGGUGCUGGAAUCCACACUAAAGAUGGCAAGGUUGUCAAAAAUAAUGCAGCCACUGCCUACGAUCUUAGUGAAAAAACUAUUACCCCAAUGGGUGGUUUUCCUCAUUAUGGUGAAGUUAACAAUGACUUUGUUAUGAUUAAAGGAUGUUGUAUGGGACCAAAGAAACGUGUUAUUACAUUGAGGAAGUCAUUGUUAGUCCACACUAAACGUAUUGCUUUGGAGAAGAUCAAUCUUAAAUUCAUUGAUACCUCAUCUAAAUUCGGUCAUGGUAGAUUCCAGACAGCUGCUGACAAAGCUGCGUUCAUGGGUCCUCUCAAGAAAGAUAGAGUUAAGGAAGAAGAGAAGGCUGCUGCUCCUGCCGCAGCUGCAUCCAGUUAAAGUGUAAAUGUUUUUAUUGUUUGACAAUAAACAGAUAUAUAACUA